AUGCUGACGCAGGCAAACCUCCUGCUGCUCGUUGUCCUCCCGGCCCUCGCAGCAGAGUCGGCGCCCUUCCAUGCCCCCGCAGCCCGCAGCAAUCUCGACAGCUCGCUCUCCCUCUUCGGCUUCGGCUUCACUCCCAGGCUCGCCCGGCUCGUCAAACGGGAAGAUCUCUGCCCGUUGCACUUCAAUUCCUGCGCCUUCUUGGGCAGCCCGCAGGCCUGCUGCCAGCCCGAGUCGAUCUGCUCCCGCGAUGCUGCAAACCACAUCGCCUGCUGCCCCCUCGGCGCAGAAUGCACCGGCACCCUGAUGGACACCACCUCGACUGCAGCACCCUCGCAGACGCCAGGCCCGGCCCCAGCACCAGCACCUACAUCGACCUCAUCGGGCUUUAUGUUCCCGCAGCCAGGCACCACGGCUGCCCCGACGCCCACGGGCUCGACGGUGCCGGGAGCUCCCUUCCCGUUCGUCUAUAUUCCCACGACGUUCCAUGACUCGGCAGAGUGCGUACGCUCUUACUCUGGCUGUCAGUCACAGUUCUCGGUUUGCACAGCUUCCCUCGGCGGCGCGUACGGAGUCACUAUCAACGGAGGGAACGGCGCCGGAGUCACCGUGCAGGGCGCCGCUCCCACAGGCAACGGACAGGCCAUUUGCUCCAGCCUCCUGCUGCGGGCCUGCUUCGGCCUCCAGGAGGGUUACUGUACCGCCUUUGCAAACGGCGGAGGUACUCCCAACGGCUCGCCACAACCACCUCACAGACAGUCGGCCCUAUACGAGAUUCUUAUGGGAUUGUCAAUCGCCAUCGCCGGGAUGAUUGCUUGA
Trichophyton benhamiae CBS 112371 is the source of this 816-nucleotide messenger RNA. RefSeq lists its product as uncharacterized. The record is from RefSeq and is a predicted model, not a curated record. Bases 1 to 816 code for a protein of 271 amino acids. The transcript has a single exon. NCBI's taxonomy places the organism in Eukaryota, Fungi, Ascomycota, Eurotiomycetes, Onygenales, Arthrodermataceae.